Molecule: messenger RNA, 1245 nt
Organism: Ilex paraguariensis (yerba mate)
Lineage: Eukaryota; Viridiplantae; Streptophyta; Magnoliopsida; Aquifoliales; Aquifoliaceae
Source: the annotation of a GenBank genome assembly
UGUUUAAUUUGGAUGAAAGUUUUUGUACUUAAGAAAUUAACCUUUUUAAUUUUUGCAUAGGGGAACAAUAGGUAGAUGACAAAGAUGAGGGAAGAAAUAUAAAUGAAGAGUAAUGUUAUUAAGCUUAAAAUGCUGGAUUGAUUUGUUGACGUAAUCAAUUAUUACUAUUGAUUUAACUAUGAAUUUUAGUAUUUAUUGAAAUCCAUUACCAAUUCAGUGACCAUAAUAUCAAAUUUGAUACCUAAAUAUAUUUUCAAUAAAUGAAGGUAUAUGUGACGAUUGAGGAGAAAGGACGUGGGGGAAAAACUAUGGGUACAAUGGGAAUUAAAAUAAUGAGAAUAAAAAUAUUUUCUUAAAUUUAUUUAUCAAAUAUCGUAUUUCAAAUGAUGUGUCAAAAUGUAUGUAUUGAAUGUUUGGUGGAAAUUACUGGAUCUCACUAAUCCAACUAUCUACGUUAAUUUAGAAUACAAAAUUUAAUAAAUAAUUUGGUAAACAUUUUAUUGCUAUUAGAAUAAUUGUUACCCACUUUCACGGAAAGAGAAACUUCUCCACCGUAUUGCAAGAAACCAAAGCCACCUUUACAUGCAUACAGCCCACCUAAACCCAAUGAUCUAUCCAUUAGGAUGGUCUUCAUAGAUAUAUUUUUUUUAACUGUAGAUUUUUUUGGUUCAAUGGGAUAAAUUUGUGAAUAUUUUAUUGUUGGGUCAAUACUUCGGCUCUUCCAAUUAUCGGGCCUAACUUCAAAAUUAUCAGCCCAUAGUAAGCCCAACUGCGUGAUGGCAAUCAUGCCGGGCUAAACAGGUCAACCCACAUGCCAUGUUGAAUUUGUCGACCCUUUGUUAUGCAGCAGCCCACGGGGGUGGGCGGUGUCUGGUUGAACAUGUAUGUGACCAUUGAACAGAAAAUAUGGUUCUUUUUCACAUUAUUUUGUCGAUUUGCAUAUGUAUGUAUCACCAGGUCUUGCCGGCAAUAGCCAACGUAUCAAGCAAUGUUGUGGUCUUUGUAAACGGCAAAUCACAUCCAUUUGAUACUAUUAUUUUCGCUACCGGAUUCAAAAGAUCAACACACAAGUGGCUUAAGGGCGGCGAUUAUCUUCUGGGUGACGAUGGGAUUGCAAAGCAGAGCUUUCCAAACCACUGGAAGGGAGAGAAGGGACUGUACUGUGCUGGACUGUCGAGGAGAGGAUUUUAUGGAGCUGCCAUUGAUGCUCAAAACAUAGCCAAGGAUAUCAAGAUGUUGCUGUAA